This is a messenger RNA of Zalophus californianus (California sea lion), 2932 nucleotides long. It is a transcript of the gene MAP7, whose product is annotated as microtubule associated protein 7. Gene Ontology annotation, cellular component: microtubule cytoskeleton. Lineage: Eukaryota; Metazoa; Chordata; Mammalia; Carnivora; Otariidae. Gene Ontology annotation, biological process: microtubule cytoskeleton organization. Bases 311 to 2623 code for a protein of 770 amino acids. The transcript has 19 exons. The record is from RefSeq and is a predicted model, not a curated record.
GCCGGGCGGACGCCGAGCCGCGCCCACGCCUCCUGGAGCAGGACAGGGCAGGGUUGUCAGGGCAACUGUUAGCAGAGGCUAUCGCGGUGUCCCCUCUGUGCCGUGUGCGGAAUAGCUUACUGUGCGGCGGCCGGGGAGAAGACUGGGGAGAGGCGCCCCCGCGGGAAGAGCUGCGAUCUGACUGAACAGGGGAUCUAUUACAAGUGCUCAAAUGAACCGGCCGCUUAGAAACUAGCAGCUUCCUGGGAGCUGCAAUUACAUAAGCAUAUAUUUUUAAUAUAAUAAUAAUUAAAAAACAAGUAGCCGCGGUAUGCCUGGAUCUGCUACAGCUAUCCGACAAGAGAGACUGAAGAAGACCAGUGCAAGGCCAAUUGCCCUUGGUUUAUUCACCAUUAACGAGGAAGAUGAACAGCAAAAGAAUGGAAAUUCCAGAAGACCAAAAGCGCCUGAAAGCUACAAAGUGCAAGAUAAGAAAAAUGCUGCCUCCAGCCGGCCCUCUGCUAUUUCGGGACAAAAUAGCAACUACUCAGGAAAUAAGCCAGACCCUCCUCCCGUGCUUCGGGUGGACGACCGGCAGCGACUGGCCAGGGAGCGACGUGAGGAGCGCGAAAAGCAGCUAGCUGCAAGAGAAAUAAUCUGGUUAGAACGGGAAGAGCGAGCCCGGCUGCACUAUGAAAAGCAUCUGGAAGAGCGGAAGAAGAAACUGGAAGAACAGAGGCUGAAGGAGGAGCGGAGGAGGGCUGCUGUGGAGGAAAAGCGGAGGCAAAGGCUGGAGGAAGACAAAGAACGCCAUGAAGCUGUUGUACGACGGACGAUGGAAAGGAGCCAGAAGCCAAAACAGAAGCAUAACCGGUGGUCAUGGGGAGGCCCUCUCCAUGGGAGCCCCAGCAUCCACAGUGCAGAUCCAGACAGGCGGUCAGUUUCCACCAUGAAUCUUUCGAAACAUGUUGAUCCCGUCAUUAGCAAGCGGCUCUCCUCUUCAUCUGCAACUUUACUAAAUUCUCCAGAUAGAGCUCGCCGCCUGCAGCUCAGCCCAUGGGAGAGCAGCGUUGUUAACAGACUGCUGACGCCCACACAUUCGUUCCUGGCCAGAAGUAAAAGCACAGCGGCCUUGUCUGGAGAUACAGCAUCUUGCAGCCCCAUCAACAUCAUGCCCUCCAAAGCUGCACACUCUAGAAAUCUGACGGAUCGGCCAAAAUUCUUGGUAACGCCACCGGAGGGCUCAGCGCGAAGGAGGACGGCUCAUGGCACCGCGGCCUAUAAAAGAGAGAGGGACAGAGAAAACCUACCCUUCCAGCCCACAUCUGGCAUUCGGAGAGUGCUAUCUCCUUCUCAUCCCAAAGCAAGAUCACCAGCUCCCUCCCGACUUUGGCUGCCAUCCAAAUCCUUUCCUCACCUGCCUGGCACACCCAGGCCAACCUCCUCCUUGCCUCUCGGAUCAGUCAAAGCUGCCCCUGCUCAGGUCCGGCCGCCAUCCCCUGGCAACAUCCGCCCCGUCAAGAGAGAAGUCAGAGUGGAACCUGAGAGGAAAGACCCCGAGAGGGAACCCCAGAACGUUGCCAAUGAGCCAUCACUUAAGGGCAGAACACCUUUAGUGAAGGUGGAAGAAGCCACAGUUGAAGAGGGGACACCUGCUGAGCCAGAGGCUGCUCCUGCUGCUUCAGCCCCAGCCCCAGCACUGGCCCCCGUUCCAGCGCCGGUCCCAGCCCCAGCGUCAGCCCCAGCCCCAGCGUCAGCCCCAGCCUCGCCAUACACUGUGACUGCCGCCACUUCUCCCAAGACCUCCGCAGGUACCACUGACCCAGAAGAGGCCACGAGGCUGCUAGCUGAGAAGAGGCGGCUGGCCCGAGAACAGAGAGAAAAGGAGGAAAGAGAGAAGAGGGAGAAGGAAGAGCUGGGAAGACAAAAAAGAGAGGAGCUGGCGCAGAAGGUGGCGGAGGAGCGGGCUCGGCGGGAGGAGGAAUCCCGCCGGCUGGAGGCCGAGCAGGCCCGGGAGAGGGAAGAGCAGCUGCGGCGGCAGGCGGAGGAGCGGGAGCGGCGCGAGCGCGAGGACCAGGAGCGCGCCCAGAAGCAGAAGGAAGAAGAAGCUCGCCUUCGUGAGGAAGCAGAGAGGGUUCGGCAGGAGCGAGAGAAGCAUUUCCAGAGAGAAGAGCAGGAGCGCCUGGAAAGGAAAAAGCGACUCGAGGAGAUUAUGAAAAGAACCAGGCGAACAGAAGCUACAGAUAAGAAAACUGUUGAUCAGAGAAAUGGAGAUAUAACCAAGGGAGCUCUCCCUGGAGGAACAGUGGUAUCUGCAUUUCCAUGUAUGACAAACUCUCCAGGAAAUGGAGAACCAAUGAGCAGCCCACAUGCGGUCACCUCACACCAAUCGACAGUGACUGUGGAGAGUACUCCCAAUUUGGAAAAACAACCAAGUGAAAAUGGAGUAUCUGUUCAGAAUGAAAAUUUCGAGGAAAUUAUAAACUUACCCAUUGGAUCUAAACCAUCCAGAUUAGAUGUCGCCAACAGUGAGAGCCCAGAAAUUCCUUUGAAUCCAAUUCUGGCCUUUGAUGAUGAAGGGACACUUGGGCCCCUGCCUCAGGUAGAUGGUGUUCAAACACAACAGACAGCAGAAGUUAUAUGAGCAUUUCUUCUGAAGAACCAAAGCAGAAAUUUAAAAAGAAUUUCUACAAUUAAUGGAAUUCCUUCCAUGCUAUAAAGGAGCAUUCCCCUCCUCCAGUUUUCUAAAGGUUCCUUGACCAUCAUUUUGAAAAGACUUUAUUAAAACCAGCUAAAGACAACAGACUGGAUAGCUUUUCUAAUAAUUUUCGCCAAUAGAGAAAAAAAUGUUCCUUAUUCUUCAGUACUUUUAAAAUGGCUUUUUCCAGUGUGCUCCUUCUUAGCAAAUCAAUAUUUUUCUGCGUUCUCUAAAAGAUGAGAGCAUUUGGCUAUU